AACAGCCCCUCCCAUGUAUACUGGGGAAGGGGGGGGUGCUAUUUCGGGACACUGUCCCUUUGUACACAAGAUGUGGCUGGACGCUGUCCUGGACUGUCUGAGUCAGCCGCGUUCACUGACAGGAAGCAGUUCCAGGAAAUGACGGCCAGUCUGUAAACUUUUCCAAACUUCUUUAGAACUUUUUCCCUUGCAGGCAGGAGCAAGAUCAGCCCGGUGCCCCCCGCCGCCCCUCUCACCAUGCCGAGGGGUCAGGUGGAGGCUUUCUGAAAACCUGAGGUGCUACAGGUGUCCGCGAGCCUCAAGAUGGAGAUCAGGAACGGAGGGUCACUGAUUCUGGAUCCCGGGUUCCAGCAGCAGCUGGAGGACUCGAGGGAGCAGCUGAAACGGGAGAUCCAGAGGGAGCUGAAGAUCAAGGAGGGGGCUGAGAACUUACGCAAAGUGUCAACGGACAAAAAGCAUCAGGGCCACGUGGAGAGCCAGCUGAAGGCGUCCAACCGGCGCCUGCAAGAGCUGCACCGCCAACUGCAGGAGCUGAAUGGCCGCAUCGUCAUUAUGGAGAAGGACGCCAAACAAGGCAACGAAAGGGUUAAAGCGUUGGAUGGGGUGGUCUCUCCGGAUCACUGUAUAUUCGAUCAGAGCCUCGAUCCAAGGCAGCGCAGAGUGGAAGCGCUGAAGAGGCAGCUGCACAUAGAGAACAAGGUCCGACAAGGUGCAGAGAACAUAAUUCAGAUGUUUUCCAGUGGAGCUUCGAAGGACAGGAAGCUUCUGGCCACAGCUCAGCAAAUGCUUCAGGACAGCCGGAUAAAAACGGAGUUACUCCGCAUGCAGAUCGUGAAGUUAACACAGUCCCCGGGGGCGGCAUCUGACCUUAACGACUCGGACACGCUGUCGCCCCUGGAGUUACGACUGGAGGAGCUGAGGCGGCACUUACGAGUGGAAGCGGCGGUUGCAGAGGGAGCAAAGAACGUGGUGAAGUUGCUGGGUGGACGCAAACUGCAGGAUCGGAAGGCUUUGGCGGAGGCCCAGUCACGACUACACGAGUCCAGCCAGAAGAUCGACCUCCUCCGCCUGGCCCUGGAGCGCUGCUUGUCUGAGCUCCCCUCCGGACACCCCAAACAGCUGCUCAUCAAACAGGAUCUGCAGAGUUGUCCUACCGCGGGCGGCGUCUGGGGGAAGGAGCAGAUCCUGGGCCAGACCCUCACCCCUCUCAUCAAGCCGACGGCCCUGACGGGAACUCUGGAGAUCCACAUCUUGGGCUGUCAGGGGCUGCUGGAGUCGGUUCCUGGACGUUCUAGGGCGACGUCCGGUCACGAAAGUCCUAACGAGGCAAAGAACUUCAUGCGUUACCGGGCUGGAGGAAGCAGUCAUGGACGAGGCGGAUCUGGAAGAUACUUACGGACGGAUGAGAUCUGCGGAGAGGUGAUGUGCCUCCUCAAGGUCGAUAACAAGCCAGUCACUCAUACUAACUGGGGACCAGUUCACAACCAGUGCUGGGAUCAGAGGUUCACUAUCGAGCUGGAGCGGUCCAGGGAGUUGCAGCUGUCCGUGCAUUGGCGAGACUGGCGGGAGCUGUGCGCCAUCCGCUUCAUACGUCUGGAGGACUUUCUGGACAAUGAGCGGCACGGGGUUUGCCUGGAGCUGGAGCCACAAGGGAUGCUGUUUGCUGAGAUCAUGUUCUGUAACCCCGUGAUCGAGAGGAGAGGCAAAGUCCAGAGGCAAAAACGCAUAUUCCCAAAGCAGAAAGGAAACGAUUUCCUCAGGGCCACCCAAAUGAACAUAAAUUUUGCAACCUGGGGACGACUGAUGAUGAGCAUCCUACCUCCGUGCGGCACCGUGACUUCUCUUAGCCCACCGCUACCCAGUUCUAGCGAUACCCAGGUUGAUCCCGUAGACAGCACUUUCCCGGUGAAGAAAUUGAUCUUCAGCGAUGACCCUUCAACUAAGCCACCACCACCCAAACCUCCCCGCGUGUUCCUCCCGCUGGAACCCGAAAAAGAAGCGUCUUCCACAGACUCUUGUAAGGCUCCUGUGAAGUCCAUGAAGCGCAUCCACUCAGAGGAAGGAGGGACCCCGAGCUCUGCUGAACCCCAAAAGCUUCUCAGGAAAAGGGUGCUUCAGCUGGAUGACUUCACCUGCGUAUCUGUGCUGGGCAAGGGGCAUUUCGGGAAGGUACUUCUUGCUGAGUAUAAGAAGACGGGAAAGCUGUAUGCCAUCAAAGCGCUGAAGAAGCGAGAGAUCGUGAGCCGAGAUGAGUUUGAAAGUUUGCAGUGUGAGAAGCGGAUCUUUGAGGUGGUGAAUUCCUCUGGUCACCCGUUCUUGGUGAACCUUUUUGGAUGCUUCCAGACCUCAGCGCAUGCGUGUUUUGUCAUGGAGUACAUGCCGGGCGGAGACCUGAUGAUGCACAUACAUGAAAAUAUCUUCUCACUACCUGCAGCAAGGUUCUACUCCGCCUGCGUGGUCCUGGGGCUCCAGUUCCUACACCAGAACAAAAUCAUUUACAGAGACUUGAAGCUGGACAACUUACUGAUGGACGCCAGUGGCUUUGUGAAGAUUGCAGAUUUUGGGCUCUGUAAAGAAGGUAUGGGAUAUGGUGACAGGACCAGCACCUUCUGUGGUACACCCGAGUUCCUCGCGCCUGAAGUUCUGACCGACACGUCGUAUACGUACGCAGUGGACUGGUGGGGACUGGGAGUGCUGAUCUAUGAGAUGCUGGUUGGAGAGUGUCCAUUUCCUGGUGACGAUGAGGAGGAGGUGUUUGAUAGUAUCGUGAAUGAAGAAGUGCGUUACCCACGUUUCCUGGCCAAGGAAGCCAUCAACAUUAUACGAAAGUUACUUCGGAAAACACCUGAUCGCCGCCUAGGGGCUGGUGUAGGUGACGCAGAGGAGAUAAAGACACAACCUUUCUACCAGGAGAUGGACUGGGAGGUCCUGUAUGCCCGCAAGCUGCAGCCUCCCUUCGUACCUGCCUUAAACGAUCCCUUUGACGUUCGGAAUUUUGAUGAAGAAUUCACUGGGCAGAAACCUGUGCUGUCUCCAUCGGACGACCCUCGCCCCUUGACCGCCGCCGACCAGAUUCUCUUCCAGGACUUUGACUUUGUCUCUGAUCUUCUUCUUGGAGAGAAGGGGCAGUGAAGCUGCCGAUCUUAAGACAAUAUCUUGGCCUCUCUACGUUUGGUGUGUGAUAUAAUG
Molecule: messenger RNA, 3189 nt
Organism: Bufo bufo (common toad)
Lineage: Eukaryota; Metazoa; Chordata; Amphibia; Anura; Bufonidae
Gene: PKN3
Product: protein kinase N3
Exons: 21
Coding region: 304-3132 (942 amino acids)
Biological process (GO): signal transduction; protein phosphorylation
Molecular function (GO): small GTPase binding; ATP binding; protein serine/threonine kinase activity
Source: RefSeq, a predicted model, not a curated record